UCGUUGUUUGCUCUGCGCGACAACUCAGCCAGCCACAUCGAGCCCAGUAACCACACAGCCGCGCUUCUUUUCCGACGUGUUCCAAAAUUAAAAAACUGACAUAGUGUAAAAAAAUUGAAUUCAGUCCGUUUCCUACAGGUACUUAAGACUCGAAUCAGGAAAAGUCUCAGUUAGACGAUUACUCCAAACAUGACGGAGAAGAAGAGUCCGGAAGAGAUAAAGGAACUACUCCAGCAAAUGCGCGAUUGGCUCAACAGUCAGCCGCAUUUGCCUAAGGAUAUAGACGACAAACUCCUGCGUCGCUUCCUACACAGUUGCUACUUUGACAUCGAACAGGCGAAAUCGGCUGCAGAACUGUUCUUCACCAUACGAGCAUCUGCUAUAGAUCUGCUCAGCAACAGGGAUCCGCAUUCACCGCAAAUGCAGAAGACGCUAAAGAUUGUAAACCUAGCACAACUCCGAAUAUCCGGCAACAGAAACCUCUGGAUCUGGCAGCUCAACGACCCAGGGCUAGACAACUACGAUUACGCUCAAGAUGCGAAAGUUUUUCUCCUCUCUACUGAUGCCUGGUUGUUAGCCGAUGAGGGCCAGUUGGAGGAUAGUGACAUUGUCGUCAUGGACGUGAAGGAUAUAUCGCUCAAGUUUCUGACCAAGUUCAACAUGUCCAUCGCCAAGAAGCUGUCGAAAUAUCAGCAGGAAGCCAUGCCGAUCCGCCUGAAACAGAUUCACGUGGUGAAUGCGCCUGCGUUCAUUGACAAGAUCUUCGGUCUGCUCAAACCUAUUUUAAGGCCUGAAAUCACGCAAAUGAUGCACUUCCACUCACCAAAAUCGGACUCGCUAUACCAGUACCUGAGCAAGGAGGACUUGCCUUCGGAUUAUGGCGGGACCCUCGCGUCUAUGGACGAACAGAUGACACACGUCAUGGAUUUGUUGGACAGUCAGAGAGAGCGGCUAAUAGGUAAGUUGUGGGUUGCUGACAAGAAGAUAAAAUCCAAAGACAUUCCUGUAACGACUUCUGAUGUGACCCCCAGUUUCCGAGCGCUUGCCAUCGACUGACACUUGAUAUACAUUGACUCCAUCUCUGUUUUAUAAUAUAAGUCAUAUGGUUUUGCCAAAUUUGAGGAGCAAGUGAAUGAAAGUUGUGUUAACUUGCCGUUAGUUUAGUAUAAAAGAUAAAGUCGGGUUCACACCGAGCUAAGGAAGGCCAACGGAUAUUGGUAUGAAAUCUAUUUCGGGUUCACUAACUUUUAUUAGUCCGGUUUGGCUUAAGACAAUGUUAUAGGGUUGACAUUUUGUCCGGUUAAAGUGGUAAGGCUAUUUGGUUGCAUGUCCGGCCAAAAUUGACGGUGUCCGGACUGUCUGACUUUUGCUAGCUUUUUAUAUUACGGAUCGAGACUCCUUGCGCCUAUUGUUUUCAGUCGUGUAAGAAAUGGCCCAAAAAAAAUCAUUCCGUCGAGCCAAGUCAUGAAAUAAGUAUCGAGAAUCAAAAUCAAUUUCAAUUUAGGAUUUUUACAUAAAUGUCAGGCCAAACUCUCAUGUCUGUCUAGCUAUUGAAUGAGCCAACGACUGAUCUCUAUAUGAGUUUACGUCAGUGGAGUCAACAAACUUUCAUGCCAACAUUCGUUUGCUCAGUGUGUACCCGGCUUAAGUUUGCAAUCAGCGGGGCUAUUCGGGAGCUCUGAUAUAGGAUUAUACAUAUAUAGUAUCCACGUCUUAUCCCUUCCGGAAUAGACAGAGUCAACAGUUUCGAUAAAACUGAAAGGUCAUGAUGAGCUGUAAUAGUUUAUGGGAUUGUCUGAUUUUUUUUUUCGGUUUAUUUUUAAUAACGGCACAGUUAUAUUCCCUAUCCAAGUUCGUGAAUAGCCACAUUGUAAGAUAGUUAAUGAUUUCUAUUUGUAUUACAUUUUUGUCUUUAGUAACUUCAGAUUUAAUUAGGAAUUUAUUGUAAAGAACAGUAGGUAUUCUUUAUAAAAUUUGUGGAUAUAUAAGUAGAAAACAAAUGCGAGUAUGUGAUAUAAAAAUCUAGUUGUUAUAAUGCUAUAAUAUAAUACACAUUCAUUUUAUAGAUAACUACACAUUCCCUUUUUAUAUAUUUAUUUAACUUCAGUUCGAAGUUGUUGUAAAUGUUUCAAUUUUAUAAUACAUACAGGGUCUUAGUAUUAGGUAACACAUUAAUACAAAGCUAUAAUUAUCAUCCGAAUUUGUUAUUAACAUGUUGUAUAAUCUUACUAUCGAUUUGUGUCAAAUAUUUGACCUUGCAAAUGUAUACUCGAGUGCAAUAGUUUAUAUACAGCUUAACAAUUAUAGUCUAGUAUUGUGUUAUAAAAUGUUCGUAUGAAAUUAUUGGUUGUGUGUUUAUAUAAAUAAAACUUUUUAUAUGCUUUUCAAAUAUAGUAUCGAAUUUACUUUGGGACUAGCGCUAUUUUUAUCAUUUGGCCAUGUUUAUAUUUAUUUUUUACUUAUUAUAUUAACUUCCUUAUUCCCACCACCGUGUAAGUAAAAAAUAUUAGAAGAGAAAACCCAAUUUUAAUUGAAAUUAAAGUUGGGUCUCCUCUAAUGAUCAUUUAUGAGGUUUAUGAAUGGGAACUAAUAAAUUCAUAUUACGAAAUCUUUUCAUCUACAUAUUCAGUUUUAUUAUUUUCUUUCACAAAAUUUUAUAUUAGAAUAUAAUUAUUAAAAUCUUGGAUGAAAACUAUAUACUAUACAGUUUCUCGUAUAGACUUUUGCACUUCACUGUACAUACCUCACAAGGCGAUGUCAAAUAUUUAACACGUCGCUCAAGUAUUAAAUGUGAAGUAUUAUUUAAAUCUGUAAGUAUUCUCAAUACUUAAAUUAUGUAAUUACAUUUAAUUUAAAAUUUUAUACACUUUGUUCCUUUGCACUAGAAAUUUAGGAGAAUCAGAAUAUGCGUAAAAAAUAUGGAUCUUUGAAAUUUGCAUUCACGUUACAAAUCUGUUUGAACGUGGAUCAAAGGGUUUUUUUUCUCUGUAUAGCAUUUUUAUUUCAAAAGUUGCAUUUACAUGUCUUUCUGUCAUAGAAAUUCAUAGAGAUCUGAAUAUAAGAUAAUAAAUUAAAUAGUGUUUGUACA
Molecule: messenger RNA, 3088 nt
Organism: Amyelois transitella
Lineage: Eukaryota; Metazoa; Arthropoda; Insecta; Lepidoptera; Pyralidae
Product: alpha-tocopherol transfer protein-like
Exons: 7
Coding region: 190-1056 (288 amino acids)
Cellular component (GO): membrane
Molecular function (GO): phosphatidylinositol bisphosphate binding
Source: RefSeq, a predicted model, not a curated record